This is a messenger RNA of Malus domestica (apple), 897 nucleotides long. RefSeq names its product early light-induced protein 1, chloroplastic-like. Lineage: Eukaryota; Viridiplantae; Streptophyta; Magnoliopsida; Rosales; Rosaceae. The record is from RefSeq and is a predicted model, not a curated record.
CAUGCAAUUUCAACAGUCCAAAUAAAACGCACACUUUACAGCCUUCUCAAAAGUGCAUCAGUUAAUUAACUAUUUGCCUGCUUAAUCCUGUUUAAUUAAGAAACGUACAAUGGCUGCAACAGUUUCCAUGCAAUCAAUCUUUACAAGUUCUGUAGCUUAUGGAGUUGGUAAGAGCAGAGUGAACCAGCUGAUUGUUCCUGCUAACUAUGCACCAAGUAGUCUGCGUAAGCAUGCUCACAUGAGAGUAAUCGCAAUGGCCAAGGAUGAACAGAAGGAGCAACCAACCACUGUUACAGAUGCAUCAGAAAAUUCAGAGCCAGCUCCUUCAUCACCUUUACCUCCUCCACCUCCUCCUCCUCCUAAGGUCAGCCCAAAGUUUUCCGACGUGCUUGCAUUUAGUGGCCCAGCACCGGAGAGAAUCAACGGCAGGCUAGCAAUGGUGGGAUUCGUUGCAGCUCUAGCAGUGGAGCUAUCCAAGGGCCAAGAUGUGUUUGCUCAGAUAUCCAACGGUUUAGGGAUCCCAUUGUUCCUCGGCACCAGCAUUUUGCUGUCGGUGGCAUCCUUGGUUCCUCUAUUCAAAGGGGUGAGUGUGGAGUCCAAAUCAGAGGGACUCAUGACUUCAGAUGCUGAGUUGUGGAAUGGAAGGCUGGCAAUGUUAGGACUAGUAGCCUUGGCCUUCACUGAGUAUGUGAAGGGUGGGACCCUAGUGUAGACUAAUAUCUCAAAAGAGUGGGUUCAUUUUCAUUCUACGUAAUAUUAAGUGCUAUGAGUAUUAGAUGAUUUGUAGUCUUGUACAAAUUAAAAUCAUAAUGUAAAUCAAUUUAAGUCAUCUAGUCAUAUAUUGUAAUUACAAUUUAUAAAAUAAUGUAAAUAUAUAAAAUGUCACAUUUACAUACU